This is a messenger RNA of Trichoderma harzianum CBS 226.95, 383 nucleotides long. RefSeq lists its product as hypothetical. The transcript has a single exon. Lineage: Eukaryota; Fungi; Ascomycota; Sordariomycetes; Hypocreales; Hypocreaceae. Bases 34 to 261 code for a protein of 75 amino acids. The record is from RefSeq and is a predicted model, not a curated record.
GGGAUUUACAGCGAGUUGACUACAGUUACUCUGAUGCUCUACAUUACACUCAAUUCAAGUCUGACGAUAUUAUUGACACCCAUGGCCGAUUGGGUUUCGCUAGAUGGAGCUCGGGCUGUUAUCACACAAAAAGUUGAAACCCCCAAUUCUCGACAUGGAUGGAUGCAUCUCUACCCCAUAACAGGCCUGCCAGCAACCUUAGCGCGGCCACCUACGACUGGGAAAAACAACAAAGCCCAGAUUGAUACGAUUAUACAGUAGACACGCAACAAUACAAUCCAAGCUCAUCUCAAAAAGUGCGACAUGAUUGUUUCUCCAUUGUAUCAUCAACACGAGGUGAGUCAAACUCAUUAAAGAUGCAGAUUUCUAUACUGCAUCCCUCA